Molecule: messenger RNA, 198 nt
Organism: Aspergillus fumigatus Af293
Lineage: Eukaryota; Fungi; Ascomycota; Eurotiomycetes; Eurotiales; Aspergillaceae
Exons: 2
Coding region: 1-198 (65 amino acids)
Source: RefSeq, a predicted model, not a curated record
AUGGUGGCUUUGAAAUACAGGAAUCAAUUUCAGCGGCCGGAGAGUUAUGUUUGCUCAAGAUGCAAACACUUUGUGGCCUCAGGAACCGAUGACGCUGUUGAUUGUGGACACGAGGCGGAUUGGACAACAAGGGAAUCGACUUUCCCAAAGCGAAGCUCUGAAGAACCGCAGCUUUGGGUUGUCAUGGUGCAUUUAUGA